This is a messenger RNA of Gilbertella persicaria, 495 nucleotides long. RefSeq names its product ribosomal protein S5 domain 2-type protein. Lineage: Eukaryota; Fungi; Mucoromycota; Mucoromycetes; Mucorales; Choanephoraceae. The record is from RefSeq and is a predicted model, not a curated record. The transcript is spliced from 2 exons. Gene Ontology annotation, biological process: poly(A)-dependent snoRNA 3'-end processing; rRNA catabolic process; U4 snRNA 3'-end processing. Gene Ontology annotation, cellular component: cytoplasmic exosome (RNase complex); nuclear exosome (RNase complex); nucleolus. Bases 1 to 495 code for a protein of 164 amino acids.
AUGGUGAACCGACCUGAUAGACGUACAGACAACACACAACUAAGAGCAUUCUCUGCUUCUCAGAACAUACUGAACAGAGCAGAUGGUUCUUCUAAAUUUGAAUUUGGAUCAACAUCUGUGAUCUGCUCGGUUUCAGGACCUAUGGAAGUUCAAAUACGUGAUGAGAAACUAGAUGAAGCUACAAUCGAAGUCAUUGUUCGACCUGCUAAAGGUGUACCUGGCACUAAAGAAAAGCUUAUGGAGACCAUUUUACGCACAACAUUUGAACCUGUCAUUUUAGGUGGUAUGAUGCCACGUACACUUGUCCAGAUUGUGAUUCAGAUAACCAAAGAUGAUGGGUCUGUAUUAGCAGCUUCUGUCAAUGCUAUCACUUUAGCCUUAUUGGAUGCUGGUAUUCCUAUGAAACAUAUGGCAGCUGCUAUUACAGUCAUGGUAGAUAAGACAUCAAACGAACUUGUAUUAGAUCCAAUUGCUAUUGAAUUAGAGGUAACAUAA